GCAAACUUUUCUUUCUCUUUUCCCCUUUCAGAGGCGCCUUCUGCGGCGGGCGGACCGACUCCGCGGCGCGGCCGGGCCGGGGCAAACUGGACGCAGCAUGAUGCGCGCCGUGUGGGAGGCGCUGGCGGCGCUGGCGGCGGUGGCGUGCCUCGUGGGCGCGGUGCGUGGCGGACCCGGGCUCAGCAUGUUUGCGGGCCAAGCGGCGCAGCCCGACCCCUGCUCGGACGAGAACGGCCACCCGCGCCGCUGCAUCCCCGACUUUGUCAACGCGGCCUUCGGCAAGGACGUGCGCGUGUCCAGCACCUGCGGCCGGCCCCCGGCGCGCUACUGCGUGGUGAGCGAGCGCGGUGAGGAGCGGCUGCGCUCCUGCCACCUCUGCAACGCGUCGGACCCGAAGAAGGCGCACCCGCCCGCUUUCCUCACCGACCUCAACAACCCGCACAACCUGACGUGCUGGCAGUCCGAGAACUAUCUGCAGUUCCCGCACAACGUCACGCUCACGCUGUCGCUCGGCAAGAAGUUCGAGGUGACCUACGUGAGCCUGCAGUUCUGCUCGCCACGGCCCGAGUCCAUGGCCAUCUACAAGUCCAUGGACUAUGGGCGCACGUGGGUGCCCUUCCAGUUCUACUCCACGCAGUGCCGCAAGAUGUACAACCGGCCGCACCGCGCUCCUAUCACCAAGCAGAACGAGCAGGAGGCGGUGUGCACAGACUCGCACACCGACAUGCGCCCGCUCUCGGGCGGCCUCAUUGCCUUUAGCACGCUGGACGGGCGACCCUCCGCGCACGACUUCGACAACUCGCCGGUGCUGCAGGACUGGGUCACGGCCACGGACAUCCGCGUGGCCUUCAGUCGCCUGCACACGUUUGGCGACGAGAACGAGGACGACUCGGAGCUGGCGCGCGACUCCUACUUUUACGCGGUGUCGGACUUGCAGGUGGGCGGCCGCUGCAAGUGCAACGGCCACGCGGCCCGCUGCGUGCGGGACCGCGACGACAGCCUGGUGUGCGACUGCAGGCACAACACGGCCGGCCCGGAGUGCGACCGCUGCAAGCCUUUCCACUACGACCGACCCUGGCAGCGCGCCACGGCCCGCGAAGCCAACGAGUGCGUGGCCUGUAACUGCAACCUGCACGCGCGGCGCUGCCGCUUCAACAUGGAGCUCUACAAGCUGUCGGGGCGCAAGAGCGGGGGUGUCUGCCUCAACUGCCGCCACAACACCGCUGGCCGCCACUGCCACUACUGCAAGGAGGGCUACUACCGUGACUUGGGCAAGCCCAUCACCCACCGGAAGGCCUGCAAAGCCUGCGAUUGCCAUCCCGUGGGUGCUGCUGGCAAAACCUGCAACCAGACCACCGGCCAGUGUCCCUGCAAGGACGGCGUGACGGGUAUCACCUGCAACCGCUGCGCUAAGGGCUACCAGCAGAGCCGCUCCCCCAUCGCCCCCUGCAUAAAGAUCCCCGUCGCACCACCAACCACUGCAGCCAGUAGCGUGGAGGAGCCCGAAGACUGCGAUUCCUACUGCAAGGCCUCCAAAGGGAAGCUGAAGAUUAACAUGAAAAAGUACUGCAAGAAGGACUAUGCGGUCCAGAUCCACAUCCUGAAGGCAGACAAGGCGGGGGACUGGUGGAAGUUCACGGUGAACAUCAUCUCCGUGUACAAGCAAGGCACAAGCCGCAUCCGCCGUGGUGACCAGAGCCUGUGGAUCCGCUCGCGGGACAUCGCCUGCAAGUGCCCCAAAAUCAAGCCCCUCAAGAAGUACCUGCUGCUGGGCAACGCGGAGGACUCACCGGACCAGAGCGGCAUCGUGGCCGACAAGAGCAGCCUGGUGAUCCAGUGGCGGGACACGUGGGCGCGGCGGCUGCGCAAGUUCCAGCAGCGCGAGAAGAAGGGCAAGUGCAAAAAGGCCUAGCGCGGAGGCAGCAGCGCGCCGGGCGGGCGGGGCGGAGGGCUGGGCCGCUCGAGCUGGCAGCCCCAGUGACUUGGCCCACGAGGUGGGGGGCGGGGGGCGGGGCCCUCUGCAGCCCCUCCCCCUGGCGGCCCCUCACCCAACCCCACCCUUCGCGCCCCAGGCUGGAGGUGCGCUGGGAGGGGUGCAUAGCAGGCCGGGCCCUGGAGAAAUGAGGACGAGACUUAGCUACCUCAUGGGCUCCUUCCAGAGCAGAGACGCGCUUCGCAAGGGCUAGGUGGGGUCUCCAUGGAAGGGGCGGGGCAGCCUGACUUGGGGCCCAAGCGCUGGGCACAGAACCACACAAGUGGGGCCGGCACUGUUGGCGCAUGCUGGCGAAGGGGCUGUGAGGAGAACUGUGAAUUCAAUGACGCUGUAGCUUUUGUGGGGGACGCAGAGCAAGCCCAGCCAAACCACCACUCCCAACAGAAAGACUGAAAAUCCCCUCCUUUCCCCGUCCUCCUCGGGAACUCCCACAGGUUCCCUGGCCGUGACAACCUGGAGCCCAACUGCAGGGGCCUGGCAGGCCUUGGGAGGAGGCGGAAAGCAGCCUGGGGUCUCCAUUGCCCUGCUGAGUUGGUCCCUCUCGGUGGGGUCUUGGGGUGGGGGGUUACAGCCUGUGGAGCCAGAGGAGAGGAAGCCCCUACUGGUGCCUGCCCCCUGCCCAGCGGGAGGUUGGGUGCGGGCCGGGAUUCUGACCUGUGCCGAGGGCAGUGGGCCCAAGGACACCCUUGAGAAGCCAAGCAGGGUGGUCACUGCCUCAUGCUGGAGCUGCCUGUUGGAGGGAUGGCGAAGGCAAAACCUCCCAGAGAGUUUCCUCUCUGGAAACUUGGAACCAGCCCCUUUUAUGACAUUUUCCAGGGGAGGGGGAAGGGGCAUGGGCUGGGUUUACGGCAGGCAGGGACACUAUUUGUGUAAUGACAUCAGCUCCCACAAGGCCCCUCAGCAGUGUCAACAGCUGGGAAGGGCCGGGAUGGGCCUGCUAUGCAGGCUGCGAAGGCAGUGGGCCUGGCUGGGGCUAGGGGCUCGCUGACCUAGCGGGGUGCCAGAGCCAUGGCAGGUAGGAAUUGCCAGGUUCCUGGGGGCCAAGGAAACCAUGGCCACCUCCUGUUGCUGCCAGUUUCCCUAUUCUGGGGCUACCCUGCUAUAGGUCUCUUGGUCUAGCCUGGGCAGCCCCGCUUCCCCAUUUCCACCUUUGCGGUGACUUCCCAUGCCCGGCUGUGGUCAGGCCCCCUUUCUAGAGCUACUGUCCCCAAGUGGGCAGUUCCAGUCUGAUUUGUCCCAGGCCGUGCCCAGUAUUCUGGCACCUCCUGUGCUCUCUGCACUGCCCAGGGGCCUCUGGUCCGUGUCCUCACACCCAGCACAAUGAAUUAAGAGGCCUGGCUCCCCUCUCAGUCAGGAAAUUGGUUUCAUUUUCCCCGCUGGAGCUCGACGGCUCCAAAGGGUCACACCAGGUAUGAGCCUGGCCCUCGUGGUCUGGCCACCCUCCACCUCCAGCCCGUAUUACCACUGCCAUUGACUGAGCACCUGUGCCAGGCACUUUAUCCACAUGAUCUCAUCCUCAUGGCAGCCCUGUGCAGGAAUUCUCACCCCUUUGUCACCAGUGAGAAAAAUGAAGCACAUGUGCCCAAGGUGUUUGGGCAAACACGUAGCAGGACUGGAUUCAGGCCUGAGGCUGGCUCUCUGACCAGGGGCCACAAUGCCCUUUGCUGCCUGUGGGAGUCUGGGGCAGCAGCAAGAGUAGAGGGUGAAAUAGGGUAUAACUCACCGCAGGCAGCCCGGGAAGUCCCAGGUUCCAGGAAGGCAGGCCUUGGCUGACCCUCAGACAGAGGACAUCUGGAGGGAUUCCAGAAGAGCCUGGCAGAGAGAAGACAGAAUUAGCUUGGGAGGGGUAUUUAUCUUCCCUGAAUUCAGGCCCGGAGGUGGAGGCACUGCCCUCCGCCGAUGCCCAUCACCGUGCAGUGCUAGCACCAUCAGCAUCAGGCUCACAGUCCUUGAAAAGUACGACACGCGUUAGCCACGUCACCUCCCACCUGGAUCUGUCUUACCCCCUGUCCAGAGAGGGGUUUGUGAGGCCCCUCAGCUCUGGAGUCAGUGACCUGCCGAACAGUAGUGUAUCUUGUUUUAAAUUCAACCAGCCUCAGGCUCAGCACCCCGUGGGCCCAGGCCAGCCCCUCGGGCAUGUGCUAGAAUGGACACUGGGGAUUUCCGUCACCACAGGCUGCCUCCCCCAGCUCCCCCACACUGCCCUGCCCCGCCCCAGCGCCUGGUCCCAACCACCACCUUUAGCAGUGAGGACCCACCCUUGGUCCUUCCAUCCCCGCCCCCUUGGGAGGAGGAGAUGGAAGGCACGGAGGUGCUCCAGUUUGUACAGUUAGGAAGGGAUGUAAAAUGGAACUAGAUUUUGACUUUUGAAGAGUGUAUUAACCAGAAUUGUGAUAUGUAGGUGUUUGAAGAAAAAUAUACCAGAUUAGUUCUUUUGGAGAAAAAAAGAUUCCCCAGUUGUCCUUUUUUCUCACCAGCUAGGUGGUCUGGAGCCCGACCCUGGAGGGCCUGCUUUACUGACACACAGUGAUGCCAGAGGCUGGGGGUAGGGACUUGCCUGCAGGCGGGGGCUUCUGUCCUGGGAAGGCCGGGCGGGCGGGACACCAGAUGCCAUCCUGGCCGGGGAGCCGCUUCAGACCCCCUCGUCACCUCCUGGAAUCCGCCUCCACAGCAGCUGCAGGAAACGGGCCCAGACUUUCUUGUGUUGGCCCCAGGUUGGGGUGAGUCUGACACCAAGGAGACGCUAAGCUAGGAUUGGAGAACGAAAAACGGUCAGGGUCUCGGCACUCGAGGAAGCCCUGCUCGGCAAGGGAGACCGGAGCGAGACGCAUCGAUGCCGCCAAGGUUCCUGGUCACAGCCAUGCCACACCCCUAGGGGUCUCCCCGUGUGUACCUGUGGGGCCUCUCGCCUGCCAAAUCCAAGCCAGUCCCACUCCGUGUGUCAUUGGACAUCUCUUCCCCGCCCCCAACGCACCUCCCGCCCUCCCCCGCACUCCCCCGCGUUUCAGAGUUCUGUGCACUCAGAAUUGUAAAUGUUUAGUUGUGACCAUGACACAUUGUUUGGGUCAGUGUUCCUUUCCAAUGCAUACUAAUAUAUUAUGGUUAUUAUAUAUGAAUAUAUUUAAUGACAUGGAGAAAGUUGUGGAUUUUUUUUUUUUUUAAGUUUUUUUGUUGUUGUUAGAGUUGUAAUGGACCCAGAUGGAACUUGUAAUAUGGGCCACACAUGAUAGAACUAAAUUCAGAUAUCAAUUAAAUAAACUCUUGUACACUG
Talpa occidentalis (Iberian mole) is the source of this 5264-nucleotide messenger RNA. RefSeq names its product netrin 1 (gene NTN1). The record is from RefSeq and is a predicted model, not a curated record. The transcript is spliced from 7 exons. Gene Ontology annotation, molecular function: protein binding. NCBI's taxonomy places the organism in Eukaryota, Metazoa, Chordata, Mammalia, Eulipotyphla, Talpidae. The coding region runs from base 98 to 1912 and encodes 604 amino acids.